Molecule: messenger RNA, 1296 nt
Organism: Cinclus cinclus
Lineage: Eukaryota; Metazoa; Chordata; Aves; Passeriformes; Cinclidae
Gene: LHFPL4
Product: LHFPL tetraspan subfamily member 4
Exons: 6
Coding region: 1-1296 (431 amino acids)
Biological process (GO): gamma-aminobutyric acid receptor clustering; sensory perception of sound
Cellular component (GO): plasma membrane; postsynaptic membrane; inhibitory synapse
Molecular function (GO): GABA receptor binding
Source: RefSeq, a predicted model, not a curated record
AUGCUGCCCUCGCAGGAAGCCUCCAAACUGUACCAUGACAACUACGUGCGGAACUCGCGCGCCAUCGGCGUGCUCUGGGCCAUCUUCACCAUCUGCUUCGCCAUCAUCAACGUGGUGGUCUUCAUCCAACCCUACUGGGUGGGCGACAGCGUUAACACGCCCAAGCCCGGGUACUUCGGGCUGUUCCACUACUGCGUGGGCAGCGGGCUGGCGGGCCGGGAGCUGUCGUGCCGCGGCUCCUUCACCGACUUCAGCACCAUCCCCUCGGGCGCCUUUCAGGCGGCCGCGUUCUUCGUGCUGCUCUCCAUGGUGCUGACGCUGGGCUGCAUCACCUGCUUCGCCCUGUUCUUCUUCUGCAACACCGCCACCGUCUACAAGAUCUGCGCCUGGAUGCAGCUGCUGGCAGCGCUCUGCCUGGUGCUGGGCUGCAUGAUCUUUCCCGAUGGCUGGGAUGCAGAGACCAUACGUGACAUGUGCGGGGAGAAGACAGGGAAGUACUCCCUGGGCGACUGCUCCGUACGCUGGGCUUAUAUCCUGGCCAUCAUCGGUAUCCUCAACGCCCUUAUCCUUUCCUUCCUGGCCUUUGUUCUCGGUAACCGGCAGAACGACCUGCUGCACGAGGAGCUCAAGACAGAGAGCAAAGAUUUUGUUGGCACUGCGACCAUCCCCAACCAGCUGUGCUUUCCCCGCAGAGGAUAUAAGGCCGACCAUCCGCAGCAGGACCCUCUUCCCAUGGCCGGCAGCCUGGGCGCUCCCUCCCUGUUCUGCCCUUCAUUUGCUGCCAGCGGCCACACUGCGUCCCGCGCCGCCCUCCGGGCCCCGGCGCCCGUGCCAGGGAUGCGCCAGCCGCCCUCCGCAUCCACGGCCACCUCCAUGUCCACGCCGGCACCACCAUCCCACGCCCCCUGCCAGCUCCGUACCCACCGAUGCCUGCGGGCCGCCACCGGGGGAGGAUGCCUCAAACCCGCUUUCUUCAAGAACAGAAUCCAGCUGCGGUUUUGUUUCAAGGAAAAAACAGUCUUGGAGUUUUUAACAGAUUUCUACAUCCCCAGGACUCCUGACCUGCUGCCUCCCACCCGAACGCGCACCCACUCCGUGAUCCUGUCUCCACAGCCAGGGGACUCGGUGGCCGGGAUGGGGCCCAACCCCUACUUUUACAUCCCCGGGAGUCCAGCCCAGGACAUGGUGUUUCCUGGUGCGUGGCCGGGGCCGCAGGCUGCUCGCUCCCCUCAGCAUGGGGACCGUAGGGGCCUUGCUACUGUCGGCCGUGGGACACCCGACUCGCGCCGCCGUUGA